Molecule: messenger RNA, 17466 nt
Organism: Gadus morhua (Atlantic cod)
Lineage: Eukaryota; Metazoa; Chordata; Actinopteri; Gadiformes; Gadidae
Product: neuroblast differentiation-associated protein AHNAK-like
Exons: 6
Coding region: 56-16873 (5605 amino acids)
Biological process (GO): regulation of RNA splicing
Cellular component (GO): cytoplasm; costamere; nucleus
Molecular function (GO): protein binding
Source: RefSeq, a predicted model, not a curated record
UCGAGGGGUUUGGUUGUAAACGUGUAAAUGAAUACAGGUUCCAAAGCUUAAUGUAAUGUUGUGCUGUCUCUGUUGUGAUUACUCAGCAGGGGGGCGGAGGUUACAGGCACGCGAGCCCGGGGCCGAAGACGACUCGCUGUACGACCAGCCGUCCGAGGUGGAGGAGAAGCGGCCGCGACCUCAAGGAUCCUCCCCUGUGGACGAGUUCCCGGAGGCCGCCGGCUUCUCCGACAGCGACAAGGAGGGCGGAGCAGAGCAUGACCUUCAGAAGAAGGGUGGAAAAGGCGGGAAAAGGUCUGGUCUCGGCUCGCUGUUCGACAAGCGCUCGUCUUCCAAGAUGAGCAAACUGAAGGACGUUCACAGCCCUGAGUCGGAGGUGAUCGUGAAGACGGCCGAGGACGGUGGGGCGGAGGGUCUGAUCGUCGGCGGGGGAGGGAGGGACGGGAUCUUCAUCACGCAGGUGGUCCCAGAGUCCCCGGCCUUCAAGAACCUGAGCGUCAGAGAAGGGGACCAGAUCCUGAGUGCCACUGUGUACUUUGACAAUGUGUCGUACGAAGACGCCCUGCAGAUCAUGGAACAUGCGCAGGCCUACAAGGUUAAGCUGUGCCUGAAACGCAAGCAAGAAGUGCCUGAAGAAGACCCCGACAGCCAUCCCGAGACCAUUCAGGAGGAAGAGGUGACCUCACCAGAGAUGAGAGAGCAAAGGAAAACUAAGAGGCCUAGCGAUGCUCGCAUCUCAUGGCCCAAGUUCCCCUCUCUGGGGAAAGGCAGAAAGAAGUCCCACUUCAGGAGGUCCCACAGCACCUCAGAGGCCGAGGAUCAGACCCGCCUUGAGCUGAGCCCCACCACCAGCGAUACUGACACCCCUAUCAAAUCACAGGAAGCACUGAAAGGCAAGAAGAAGCAUAAGGUAAAGCUGAACCUUUCAAAGAACAAGGGUAGUAAAAGUGCUAAGGCAGACCAUGACACAGAUACAUUGACCACUGCUCCCUUAAACGGAGUCAAUGAGGACCCCAUGAAGGAGAUCUCACCCCCAGACUCCCCAGAGCGGCAGGUUGCAUCCCCUCCGGCCUAUUUAACGCAUCAAUUCAAAAUCCCUGACAGCUGCAAGCUGAAGGUUGAGCAAGGAAUGGCUGACAUGGCCGAGCCUGAAUCCCCCCACCACAGAGUGGAGCUGAUCAGUGUGGACAGCACUCUGAAGACUGCAGACAUCACCGCGGCUCUGGUUGGGCAAGAUAGUCCCACCGCCCACAUGUCACCCAGCGGAAAGAAAAAGAAGAAGAAAGAAAAGUCUGAAUUGAAAAUGAAAAUUAAGGGAAAAGAUAAAUCACACAAACAAGAUGUUAAAGCGAAAUCCUCCCCAAAAAGACUACAGACACUUGGGGGAAGUGUUGAUGUACCAGACCCUACUACAAAUAAAAACUUGGAUGCUACAAAAACAUUACCAUCACAAGUAGAGUGGCCACAAAUUGCAAUCAACACUGAUACACAAUUAACUGCCGGUAAAGGUUUUGAGGUCAUCUCUGCACCCAAGCCAAGCCAGGAAGGAAAAGAUCUGCAAAAGGUGGAAUUUUCCUAUGACACCUCAGAUGUAGGAAUUUCAAAGAUAUCUCCAAGGAUAGGAAAAGAAAAACCAAAGAAGGAAGCUGAAAAGCUAUCAAAGGGGUCUAAACAGAAAACCGACACCAAGAGAAGCCCGUUUAAACUCCCCACAGUUGGGUUUACUGACAUUGGAAUGGAAGACAUAAUAGAAAAAACAGAUGUAAAGGAUAAGAAGGUUUCAGUAAAAAUUGUAACAGAGGGUCCAAAGCAAGAUCCUUAUGAAAGGCUAUCCUGUCCUUCCCAAAGACAACUUCCCAAACGGGAGGAGAUGGAGAUACCAGGUAUGGAGGAUGCAUCCUCAGCAGGGAGGAAGAAACAAGGCACUAAAGAUCCUAAGGGGUUGGCAAUGAUUGGCAUUGAAGAACUUAAUGCAGAAACGGUACAAAUGUCCAUUGAUGUUAAAAGUGUCAAAGAAGCAGUUUCAAAAUUGCCCGGUUUUAAGCUGCCUCAAGUUGACACGGAUGGAGUCCCUAUUAUUGAAGAGAUUACAAUGAUAGAUGCAAAUGCACAAAGAAUAACUGUAAAAACACACGGGACUCCCACCAAAAUGUCAGAUACCAAGACAAAGGAAGGGCUGACUCUGAGCAGGACUAAAGUCCAACUGCCAAAUAUUAACGCUGCCAAUCUAGUUUCUCAUGACAUUUUUACUGAGACUGAAGUAGAGAUGAAUAAGGAAAACAAGGAAGUAGGCGACUUAAGUAGUGUUGAAAUGCAGACUAAGGGACACAAAAGAGAGAAUAUUUUAAUGCAUGGAGAAGAAAGUAGAAGUGAAGAAACCCAUGUACAAGGACAUGCUACAAAGGAGGAUGCUUUUGAAUGGUCAUCUGGAAUAUACACAGGCCAAAACAAAGCCAACAACAAGGAUUUGACCAGUCCAAAAAAAACAGACAAAGCAAAAAGCCUCUUCACGAACUUUGGAGUUGCAAAACCAGACAUCAGAUUCCCUGAUCUUGACAUUGCCUUACCAAAACGAAAUCUCUCAACACUUAACGUUGAUGAAGGGCCUCGUAGAGUUAUGGCUAAACCCACAGAAACUGAACUUGAAAGACAUAGAACCAAAUUCAAAAAUCCAAGUCUGAGUUGCUCUAUGCCAAAAGCGAUCGGGACAGAAGUUGAUUUAAGUGUGUCAAAGCCAGAUAUGGAUAUAACAUUACCAGAGGGGGAGGUUGAACCGUCAUCGAAAGUAGAAGUCAAACAAUCUCAGAUUGAACCCGAAGACAAGGAUGGUGAGAGGACCUCCGCAACAUGGAAAAUGACUAAGUUCAAAAGUAGAACAAGUGGAUCCUACACCCAAAAUAUAACAUCAGAAGAACAUGAAAUGUACAAAAAAAUAAAUAUUGAAGGAGUUGAGCUGAAUGCAUCUAUUGAGGGGCCAGACGUUGACGAGACAACCCAUGGAGACAUGAAAAAGGCUGUAUUUGGAGGACGGACAACGAAAAUAAGAAUGCCAAAUCUUGGUAUUUCAACACCAACGGUCAAAGGACCAGAUACUGAUUUCAGUGUAUCCAAGCCAGAUGUGGACAUAACGUUACCGAAGGCUAAAGCUGACAUUACCCUAUCUGAAGUUAAACUACCAUCAGCUAAGGUAGAAGUUAAAGGGCCGGAGAUUGAUACAGAGGAUUUUGAUGGUUCAUCCAAAUUUAAAUUGUCUAAAUUCAAACUUCCAAAAUUCGGAACAGGAUCUUCCAGCAUCACUGCCGAAAUGCCUGAAAUUGACAAGCAAAUCAAAUUUGAUGCAGAGCUGAACAUCCCUAAAGCCACAGUGGACAAAACAGCACCCAAAGUUGAAAUUGAAGGACCUUCCAUUGAUCUGAAAAGCACAGGACCUGAUGGAAUGGGGAAAGGAAGCAAGAUUAAAAUGCCAAGUCUGGGUCUCUCAAUGCCAAAAGUGAAAGGACCAGAUACUGAUUUCAGUGUAUCAAAGCCAGAGGUUGACAUUACAUUACCAAAGGGUAAAGCUAAAGUUAACCUACCUGAAAUUGAAGUAACAUCAACUACGGUACAAGUUAAAGGGCCUGACAUUGAUCUAAAAGUAAAAGAUGGUCAAGGUUCUCAAGCUACUUCAACGAAUAUGUCAGUGGAAAUACCUGAGGAGAAGAAAGAAAUUAUAUCACAUGGAGAGUUGAACAUUCCUGAAGCAAGAGUGGAAAUAACAGCACCCAAAGUGGAUAUUGAAGGACCUUCCAUAGAUCUUGAGAGUACAGGGAAAGGAAGCAAGUUUAAGAUGCCAAAUUUUGGAAUUUCAAUGCCAAAGGUCAAAGGAGCAGAUAUUGAUUUCGGUGUAUCCAGAACAGAUGUGGACAUAAUGCUACCAAAAGCCAAAGCCGACGUUACCCUACCUGAUGUUGAACUUCCGUCAGCUAAGGUAGAAGUUAAAGGCCCUGAGAUUGAGACGGAAGAUUUUGAUGGUUCAUCCACAUUUAAAAUGCCUAAAUUCAAACUUCCCAAAUUUGGAACAGGAUCUUCAAGCAUUACUGCAAAAAUGCCUGAAGUUGACAAACAAAUCAAAUUUGAUGCAGAGCUCAACAUUCCUAAAGCCACAGUGGACAUUGCGGCACCCAAAGUUGACUUUGAAGGACCUUCCAUAGAUCUGAAAAGCACAGGACCAGAUGGAAUGGGGAAAGGAAGCAAGAUUAAAAUGCCAAGUCUGGGCUCAAUGCCAAAGGUGAAAGGACCAGAAGUGGAUUUCAAUUCAUCAAAGACAGAGGUGGACAUUAAAUUACCAGAGGAUAAAUAUGAAGUUGCCCUACCCUACGUUGAACUAACCUCGACUAAUGUAGAAGUUAAAGGGCCUGAGAUUGAUCUAAAAUUAAAAGAUGGUAGAAGUUCUCCAUCAAAAUAUAAAAUGCCUUCAUUCAAAUUUCCCAAAUUUGGAGCUGCUUCACCAAAUAUCUCUGUGGAAAUACCUGAGGUGGAGAAAGAAAUUACGUUAGAUGGAGAGCUUAUCAUUCCUGAAGCAAAAGUGGAAAUAACAGCACCCAAUGUGGAUAUUGAAGGACCUUCCAUAGAUCUUAAGAGUACCGGCAUCGACGGUACAGGGAAAGGAGGCAAGUUUAAAAUGCCAAAUUUUGGUAUUUCAAUGCCAAAGGUCAAAGGACCAGAUAUUGAUUUCAGUGUAUCCAAGCCAGAUGUGAACGUAACGUUACCAAAAGCUAAAGCUGACGUUACCCUAACUGAUGUUGAACUACCAUCAGCUAAGGUAGAUGUUAAAGGGCCUGAGAUUGAGGCAGAAGAUUUUGAUGGUUCAUCCACAUUUAAAUUGCCUAAAUUCAAACUUCCCAAAUUUGGAACAGGUUCUUCAAGCAUCACUGCAGAAAUGCCUGAAGUUGACAAACAAAUCAAAUUUGAUGCAGAACUGAACAUCCCAAAAGCCACAGUGGACAUUACUGCACCCAAAGUUGAAGUUGAAGGACCUUCAAUUGAUCUGAAAAGCACAGGACCUGAUGGAAUGGGGAAGGGAACCAAGAUUAAAAUGCCAAGUCUGGGUCUCUCAAUGCCAAAAGUGAAAGGACCAGAAGAGGAUUUCAAUUUAUCAAAGCCGGAAGUGGACAUUACAUUAUCAGAGUCUAAAUAUGAAGUUGCCCUACCUGACGUUGAACUAACCUCUACUAUAGUAGAAGUUAAAGGGCCUGAGAUCGAUCUAAAAUUAAAAGAUGGUAAGGGUUCUCCAUCCAAAUUUAAAAUGCCUUCAUUCAAAUUUCCCAAAUUUGGAGCUGCUUCACCAAAUAUCUCUGUGGAAAUACCUGAGGUGGAGAAAGAAAUUACAUUAGAUGGAGAGCUGAACAUUCCUGAAGCAAAGGUGGAAAUAACAGCACCCAAUGUGGAUAUUGAAGGACCUUCCAUAGAUCUUAAGAGUACCGGCAUCGACGGUACAGGGAAAGGAGGCAAGUUUAAAAUGCCAAAUCUUGGUAUUACAAUGCCAAAGGUCAAAGGACCAGAUAUUGAUUUCAGUGUAUCUAAGCCAGAUGUGGACAUAACGUUACCAAAAGCUAAAGCUGACGUUACCCUAACUGAUGUUGAACUACCAUCAGGUAAGGUAGAAGUUAAAGGGCCUGAGAUUGAGACAGAAGAUUUUGACGGUUCAUCCACAUUUAAAAUGCCUAAAUUCAAACUUCCCAAAUUUGGAACAGGACACUCAAGCAUCACCGCAGAAACGCCUGAAGUUGACAAACAAAUCAAAUUUGAUGCAGAGCUGAACAUCCCUAAAGCCACAAUGGACAUAACGGCACCCAAAUUUGAAGUUGAAGGACCUUCCAUUGAUCUGAAAAGCACAGGCACUGAGGGAAUGGGGAAAGGAACCAAGUUUGAAAUGCCAAGUCUGGGUCUCUCAAUGCCAAAAGUGAAAGGACCGGAAGUGGAUUUCAAUGUUUCAAAGCCAGAGAUGGACAUUACAAUACCAGGGGCUAAAUAUGAAGUUGCCCUACCUGAUGUUGAACUAACAUCGACUAAGGUAGAAGUUAAAGGGCCUGAGAUUGAUCUAAAAUUGAAAGAUGGUAAAGGUUCUCCAUCCAAAUUUAAAAUGCCUUCAUUCAAAUUUCCCAAAUUUGGAGCUGCUUCACCAAAUAUCUCUGUGGAAAUACCUGAGGUGGAGAAAGAAAUUACAUUAGAUAGAGAGCUGAACAUUCCUGAAGCAAAGGUGGAAAUAACAGCACCCAAUGUGGAUAUUGAAGGGCCUUCCAUAGAUCUUAAGAGUACAGGAAUUGACAGUACAGGGAAAGGAAGCAAGUUUAAAAUGCCAAAUCUUGGUAUUUCAAUGCCAAAGGUCAAAGGACCAGAUAUUGAUUUCAGUGUAUCCAAGCCAGAUGUGAACGUAACGUUACCAAAAGCUAAAGCUGACGUUACCCUAACUGGUGUUGAACUACCAUCAGCUAAGGUAGAAGUUAAAGUGCCUGAGAUUGAGCCAGAAGAUUUUGAUGGUUCAUCCACAUUUAAAAUGCCUAAAUUCAAACUUCCCAAAUUUGAAACGGGUUCUUCAAGCAUCACUGCAGAAAUGCCUGACGUUGAUAAACAAAUCAAAUUUGAUGCAGAACUGAAUAUCCCUAAAGCCACAGUGGACAUUACGGCACCCAGAGUUGAAGUUGAAGGACCUUCAAUUGAUCUGAUAAGCACAGGACCUGAUGGAAUGGGGAAAGGAAGCAAGAUUAAAAUGCCAAGUCUGGGUCUCUCAAUGCCAAAAGUGAAAGGACCGGAAGUGGAUUUCAAUGUUUCAAAGCCAGAGAUGGACAUUACAAUACCAGGGGCUAAAUAUGAAGUUGCCCUGCCUGACGUUGAACUACCCUCGACUAAGGUAGAAGUUAAAGGGCCUGAGAUUGAUCUAAAAUUGAAAGAUGGUAAAGGUUCUCCAUCCAAAUUUAAAAUGCCUUCAUUCAAAUUUCCCAAAUUUGGAGCUGCUUCACCAAAUAUCUCUGUGGAAAUACCUGAGGUGGAGAAAGAAAUGACAAUAGAUAGAGAAAUGAACAUUCCUGAAGCAAAAGUGGAAAUAACAGCACCCAAGGUGGAAAUUGAAGGACCUUCCAUAGAUCUUAAGAGUACCGGCAUCGACGGUACAGGGAAAGGAGGCAAGUUUAAAAUGCCAAAUCUUGGUAUUUCAAUGCCAAAGGUCAAAGGACCAGAAAUUGAUUUCAGUGUAUCCAAGCCAGAUGUGAACAUAACAUUACCAAAAGCUAAAGCUGACGUUACCCUAACUGAUGUUGAAUUACCAUCAGCUAAGGUAGAAGUUGAAGGGCCUGAGAUUGAGACAGCAGAUUUUGACGGUUCAUCCACAUUUAAAAUGCCUAAAUUCAAACUUCCCAAAUUUGGAACAGGACACACAAGCAUCACUGCAGAAACGCCUGAAGUUGACAAACAAAUCAAAUUUGAUGCAGAGCUGAACAUCUCUAAAGCCACAGUGGACAUAACGGCACCCAAAUUUGAAGUUGAAGGACCUUCCAUUGAUCUGAAAAGCACAGGCACUGAUGGAAUGGGGAAAGGAACCAAGUUUGAAAUGCCAAGUCUGGGUCUCUCAAUGCCAAAAGUGAAAGGACCGGAAGUGGAUUUCAAUGUUUCAAAGCCAGAGAUGGACAUUACAAUACCAGGGGCUAAAUAUGAAGUUGCCCUAGCUGAUGUUGAACUAACCUCGACUAAGGUAGAAGUUAAAGGGCCUGAGAUUGAUCUAAAAUUGAAAGAUGGUAAAGGUUCUCCAUCCAAAUUUAAAAUGCCUUCAUUCAAAUUUCCCAAGUUUGGAGCUGCUUCACCAAAUAUCUCUGUGGAAAUACCUGAGGUGGAGAAAGAAAUUACAUUAGAUGGAGAGCUGAACAUUCCUGAAGCAAGAGUGGAAAUAACAGCACCCAAUGUGGAUAUUGAAGGGCCUUCCAUAGAUCUUAAGAGUACCGGCAUCGACGGUACAGGGAAAGGAAGCAAGUUUAAAAUGCCGAAUCUUGGUAUUUCAAUGCCAAAGGUCAAAGGACCAGAUAUUGAUUUCAGUGUAUCCAAGCCAGAUGUGAACAUAACUUUACCAAAAGCUGACGUUACCCUAACUGGUGUUGAACUACCAUCAGCUAAGGUAGAAGUUAAAGUGCCUGAGAUUGAGCCAGAAGAUUUUGAUGGUUCAUCCACAUUUAAAAUGCCUACAUUCAAACUUCCCAAAUUUGGAACCGGUUCUUCAAGCAUCACUGCAGAAAUGCCUGACGUUGAUAAACAAAUCAAAUUUGAUGCAGAACUGAAUAUCCCUAAAGCCACAGUGGACAUUACGGCACCCAGAGUUGAAGUUGAAGGACCUUCAAUUGAUCUGAUAAGCACAGGACCUGAUGGAAUGGGGAAAGGAAGCAAGAUUAAAAUGCCAAGUCUGGGUCUCUCAAUGCCAAAAGUGAAAGGGCCGGAAGUGGAUUUCAAUGUUUCAAAGCCAGAGAUGGACAUUACAAUACCAGGGGCUAAAUAUGAAGUUGCCCUACCUGACAUUGAACUACCCUCGACUCAGGUAGAAGUUAAAGGGCCUGAGAUUGAUCUAAAAUUGAAAGAUGGUAAAGGUUCUCCAUCCAAAUUUAAAAUGCCUUCAUUCAAAUUUCCCAAAUUUGGAGCUGCUUCACCAAAUAUCUCUGUGGAAAUACCUGAGGUGGAGAAAGAAAUUACAUUAGAUAGAGAGCUGAACAUUCCUGAAGCAAAAGUGGAAAUAACAGCACCCAAUGUGGAAAUUGAAGGACCUUCCAUAGAUCUUAAGAGUACCGGCAUCGACGGUACAGGGAAAGGAGGCAAGUUUAAAAUGCCAAAUCUUGGUAUUUCAAUGCCAAAGGUCAAAGGACCAGAAAUUGAUUUCAGUGUAUCCAAGCCAGAUAUGAACGUAACGUUACCAAAAGCUAAAGCUAACGUUACCCUAACUGAUGUUGAAUUACCAUCAGCUAAGGUAGAAGUUAAAGGCCCUGAGAUUGAGACGGAAGAUUUUGAUGGUUCAUCCACAUUUAAAAUGCCUAAAUUCAAACUUCCGAAAUUUGGAACAGGUUCUUCAAGCAUCACUGCAGAAAUGCCUGAAGUUGACAAACAAAUCAAAUUUGAUGAAGAGCUGAACAUCCCUAAAGCCACAGUGGACAUUACAGCACCCAAAGUUGAAGUUGAAGGACCUUCCAUAGACCUGAAAAGCACAGGCACUGAUGGAAUGGGAAAAGGAAGCAAGAUUAAAAUGCCAAGUCUGGGUCUCUCAAUGCCAAAAGUGAAAGGACCAGAAGUGGAUUUCAAUUUAUCAAAGCCGGAAGUGGACCUUACAUUACCAGAGUCUAAAUAUGAAGUUGCCCUACCUGACGUUGAACUAACCUCUCCUAAGGUAGAAGUUAAAGGGUCUGAGAUUGAUCUAAAAUUAAAAGAUGGUAAGGGUUCUCCAUCCAAAUUUAAAAUGCCUUCAUUCAAAUUUCCCAAAUUUGGAGCUGCUUCACCAAAAAUCUCUGUUGAAAUACCUGAGGUGGAGAAAGAAAUUACAUUAGAUGGAGAGCUUAACAUUCCUGAAGCAAAAGUGGAAAUAACAGCACCCAUCGUGGAAAUUGAAGGACCUUCCAUAGAUCUUAAGAGUACCGGCAUCGACGGUACAGGGAAAGGAGGCAAGUUUAAAAUGCCAAAUCUUGGUAUUUCAAUGCCAAAGGUCAAAGGACCAGAAAUUGAUUUCAGUGUAUCCAAGCCAGAUGUGAACGUAACGUUACCAAAAGCUAAAGCUGACGUUACCCUAACUGAUGUUGAAUUACCAUCAGCUAAGGUAGAAGUUAAAGGCCCUGAGAUUGAGACGGAAGAUUUUGAUGGUUCAUCCACAUUUAAAAUGCCUAAAUUCAAACUUCCGAAAUUUGGAACAGGUUCUUCAAGCAUCACUGCAGAGAUGCCUGAAGUUGACAAACAAAUCAAAUUUGAUGCAGAGCUGAACAUCCCUAAAGCCACAGUGGACAUAACAGCACCCAAAGUUGAAGUUGAAGGACCUUCCAUAGACCUGAAAAGCACAGGCACUGAUGGAAUGGGAAAAGGAAGCAAGAUUAAAAUGCCAAGUCUGGGUCUCUCAAUGCCAAAAGUGAAAGGACCAGAAGUGGAUUUCAAUUUAUCAAAGCCGGAAGUGGACCUUACAUUACCAGAGUCUAAAUAUGAAGUUGCCCUACCUGACGUUGAACUAACCUCUCCUAAGGUAGAAGUUAAAGGGUCUGAGAUCGAUCUAAAAUUAAAAGAUGGUAAGGGUUCUCCAUCCAAAUUUAAAAUGCCUUCAUUCAAAUUUCCCAAAUUUGGAGCUGCUUCACCAAAAAUCUCUGUGGAAAUACCUGAGGUGGAGAAAGAAAUUACAUUAGAUGGAGAGCUUAACAUUCCUGAAGCAAAAGUGGAAAUAACAGCACCCAAUGUGGAAAUUGAAGGACCUUCCAUAGAUCUUAAGAGUACCGGCAUCGACGGUACAGGGAAAGGAGGCAAGUUUAAAAUGCCAAAUCUUGGUAUUUCAAUGCCAAAGGUCAAAGGACCAGAAAUUGAUUUCAGUGUGUCCAAGCCAGAUGUGAACGUAACGUUACCAAAAGCUAAAGCUGACGUUACCCUAACUGAUGUUGAAUUACCAUCAGCUAAGGUAGAAGUUAAAGGCCCUGAGAUUGAGACGGAAGAUUUUGAUGGUUCAUCCACAUUUAAAAUGCCUAAAUUCAAACUUCCCAAAUUUGGAACAGGUUCUUCAAGCAUCACUGCAGAAAUGCCUGAAGUUGACAAACAAAUCAAAUUUGAUGCAGAGCUUAACAUCCCUAAAGCCACAGUGGACAUAACAGCACCCAAAGUUGAAGUUGAAGGACCUUCCAUAGACCUGAAAAGCACAGGCACUGAUGGAAUGGGAAAAGGAAGCAAGAUUAAAAUGCCAAGUCUCGGUCUCUCAAUGCCAAAAGUGAAAGGACCAGAAGUGGAUUUCAAUUUAUCAAAGCCGGAAGUGGACCUUACAUUACCAGAGUCUAAAUAUGAAGUUGCCCUACCAGACGUUGAACUAACCUCUCCUAAGGUAGAAGUUAAAGGGUCUGAGAUCGAUCUAAAAUUAAAAGAUGGUAAGGGUUCUCCAUCCAAAUUUAAAAUGCCUUCAUUCAAAUUUCCCAAAUUUGGAGCUGCUUCACCAAAAAUCUCUGUGGAAAUACCUGAGGUGGAGAAAGAAAUUACAUUAGAUGGAGAGCUUAACAUUCCUGAAGCAAAAGUGGAAAUAACAGCACCCAUCGUGGAAAUUGAAGGACCUUCCAUAGAUCUUAAGAGUACCGGCAUCGACGGUACAGGGAAAGGAGGCAAGUUUAAAAUGCCAAAUCUUGGUAUUUCAAUGCCAAAGGUCAAAGGACCAGAAAUUGAUUUCAGUGUAUCGAAGCCAGAUGUGAACGUAACGUUACCAAAAGCUAAAGCUGACGUUACCCUAACUGAUGUUGAAUUACCAUCAGCUAAGGUAGAAGUUAAAGGCCCUGAGAUUGAGACGGAAGAUUUUGAUGGUUCAUCCACAUUUAAAAUGCCUAAAUUCAAACUUCCCAAAUUUGGAACAGGUUCUUCAAGCAUCACUGCAGAAAUGCCUGAAGUUGACAAACAAAUCAAAUUUGAUGCAGAGCUGAACAUCCCUAAAGCCACAGUGGACAUAACAGCACCCAAAGUUGAAGUUGAAGGACCUUCCAUAGACCUGAAAAGCACAGGCACUGAUGGAAUGGGAAAAGGAAGCAAGAUUAAAAUGCCAAGUCUGGGUCUCUCAAUGCCAAAAGUGAAAGGACCAGAAGUGGAUUUCAAUUUAUCAAAGCCGGAAGUGGACCUUACAUUACCAGAGUCUAAAUAUGAAGUUGCCCUACCUGACGUUGAACUAACCUCUCCUAAGGUAGAAGUUAAAGGGUCUGAGAUCGAUCUAAAAUUAAAAGAUGGUAAGGGUUCUCCAUCCAAAUUUAAAAUGCCUUCAUUCAAAUUUCCCAAAUUUGGAGCUGCUUCACCAAAAAUCUCUGUGGAAAUACCUGAGGUGGAGAAAGAAAUUACAUUCGAUGGAGAGCUUAACAUUCCUGAAGCAAAAGUGGAAAUAACAGCACCCAUCGUGGAUAUUGAAGGACCUUCCAUAGAUCUUAAGAGUACCGGCAUCGACAGUACAGGGAAAGGAGGCAAGUUUAAAAUGCCAAAUCUUGGUAUUUCAAUGCCAAAGGUCAAAGGACCAGAAAUUGAUUUCAGUGUAUCCAAGCCAGAUAUGAACGUAACGUUACCAAAAGCUGAAGCUGACGUUACCCUAACUGAUGUUGAAUUACCAUCAGCUAAGGUAGAAGUUAAAGGCCCUGAGAUUGAGACGGAAGAUUUUGAUGGUUCAUCCACAUUUAAAAUGCCUAAAUUCAAACUUCCCAAAUUUGGAACAGGUUCUUCAAGCAUCACUGCAGAAAUGCCUGAAGUUGACAAACAAAUCAAAUUUGAUGCAGAGCUGAAUAUCCCUAGAGCCACAGUGGACAUAACGGCACCCAAAGUUGAAGUUGAAGGACCUUCCAUAGACCUGAAAAGCACAGGCACUGAGGGUAUUGGAAAAGGAAGCAAGAUUAAAAUGCCAAGUCUGGGUCUCUCAAUGCCAAAAGUGAAAGGACCAGAAGUGGAUUUCAAUUUAUCAAAGCCGGAAGUGGACAUUACAUUACCAGAGUCUAAAUAUGGAGUUGCCCUGCCUGAUGUUGAACUAACUUCUACUGAGGUAGAAGUUAAAGGGUCUGAGAUCGAUCUAAAAUUAAAAGAAAGUAAGGGUUCUCCAUCCAAAUUUAAAAUGCCUUCAUUCAAAUUUCCCAAAUUUGGAGCUGCUUCACCAAAUAUCUCUGUGGAAAUACCUGAGGUGGAGAAAGAAAUUACAUUCGAUGGAGAGCUUAACAUUCCUGAAGCAAAAGUGGAAAUAACAGCACCCAUCGUGGAUAUUGAAGGACCUUCCAUAGAUCUUAAGAGUACCGGCAUCGACAGUACAGGGAAAGGAGGCAAGUUUAAAAUGCCAAAUCUUGGUAUUUCAAUGCCAAAGGUCAAAGGACCAGAAAUUGAUUUCAGUGUAUCCAAGCCAGAUAUGAACGUAACGUUACCAAAAGCUAAAGCUGACGUUACCCUAACUGAUGUUGAACUACCAUCAGCUAAGGUAGAAGUUAAGGGCCCUGAGAUUGAGACGGAAGAUUUUGAUGGUUCAUCCACAUUUAAAAUGCCUAAAUUCAAACUUCCCAAAUUUGGAACAGGUUCUUCAAGCAUCACUGCAGAAAUGCCUGAAGUUGACAAUCGAAUCAAAUUUGAUGCAGAGCUGAACAUCCCUAAAGCCACAGUGGACAUAACGGCACCCAAAGUUGAAGUUGAAGGACCUUCCAUUGAUCUGAAAAGCACAAGACCUGAUGGAAUGGGGAAAGGAAGCAAGAUUAAAAUGCCAAGUCUGGGUCUCUCGAUGCCAAAAGUGAAAGGACCGGAAGUGGAUUCCAAUGUUUCAAAGCCAGAGAUGGACAUUACAAUACCAGGGGCUAAAUAUGAAGUUGCGCUACCUGACGUUGAACUACCCUCGACUAAGGUAGAAGUUAAAGGGCCUGAGAUUGAUCUAAAAUUGAAAGAUGGUAAAGGUUCUCCAUCCAAAUAUAAAAUGCCUUCAUUCAAAUUUCCCAAAUUUGGAGCUUCUUCAGCAAAUAUGUCUGUGGAAAUACCUGAGGUGGAAAAAGAAAUUAAAUUAGAUGGAGAGCUGGACAUUCCUGAAGCAAGGGUGGAAAUAACGGCACCCAAUGUGGAUAUUGAAGGCCCUUCCAUAGAUGUUAAGAGAACAGGAAUUGACGGUACAGGGAAAGGAAGCAAGUUUAAAAUGCCAAAUCUUGGUAUUUCAAUGCCAAAGGCCAAAGGACCUGAUAUUGAUGUCAGUGUGUCCAAGCCAGAUGUGGAAAUAACAUUACCAAAGGCCAAAGCUGACGUUACCCUACCUGACGUUGAACUAACUUCCACUAAGGUAGAAGUUAAAGGGCCUGAGAUUGAUCUAAAAUUAAAAGAUGGUAAAGGUUCUCCAUCCAAAUAUAAAAUGCCUUCAUUCAAACUUCCCAAAUUUGGAGCUGCUUCACCAAAUAUCUCUGUGGAAAUACCUGUGGUGGAGAAAGAAAUUAAAUUAGAUGGAGAGCUGAACAUUCCAGAAGCAAAAAUGGAAAUAACAGCACCCAAUGUGGAUAUUGAAGGACCUUCCAUAGAUCUUAAGAGUACCGGCAUCGAUGGCACAGGGAAAGGAGGCAAGUUUAAAAUGCCAAAUCUUGGUAUUUCAAUGCCAAAGGUCAAAGGACCAGAUAUUGAUUUCAGUUUAUCCAAGCCAGAUGUUAACAUAACGUUACCAAAAGCUAAAGCUGACGUUACCCUAACUGAUGUUGAACUACCAUCAGCUAAAUUAGAAAUGAAAGGGCCUGAGAUGGAUACAAAAGAUUUUGACGGUUCAUCCACAUUUAAAAUGCCUAAAUUCAAACUUCCCAAAUUUGGAACAGGAUCUUCAAGCAUCACUGCAGAAAUACCUGAAGUUGACAAACAAAUCAAAUUUGAUGCAGAACUGAACAUCCCUAAAGCCACAGUGGACAUCACGGCACCCAAAGUUGAAGUUGAAGGACCUUCAAUUGAUCUGAAAAGUACAGGACCUGAUGGAAUGGGGAAAGGAAGCAAGAUUAAAAUGGCAAAUCUGGGUCCCUCAAUGCCAAAAGUGAAAGGACCAGGAGGGGAUUUCAGUGUGUCAAAGCCAGAUACCGAAGAUUUCGAUGUAAAAUCAAAAAUGCCAGAAUUGGCAGUUUCUGAAGUUAAAGCAUUUGGGGAACCAGGGGCAUGUGCAAAAGAGGAUCAUGUUUCAGUGAAACAGGCUGGCUGGUCAUUUCCAUCCUUUUCAUUUUCAAAGACCAAAGACCAGGGCAUAAAUGCUUCUGUUGAAUCUCAUCAGAUUGGUAUUCGAUUACCCGACACCAAAAAAGAAAUCCAUUCUUCAGAUGAUGAAGGCGAGAGAAAAAAAAAAGACUUUUUAGUAGAGGCACUUCCCUCUGUAGAAUUGGAGACUAAUUUGAAAAAAGCUAGCAGUAAGGAUCACGAGACUGAUGCCAAUAUGAAAGAGCUGGACGGUUUUCUUCUAAGAGAUAAGAUGAGGCAAAUGGAAAUCUCUGAGGUUGAAGGUCAAGGUUCUGAGAUUGAAGGACAUUUUGAAGUUACCACACAUAGCGUUUGUAUUGAGGCUCCAUCUGUAAAUAUGACAAAGACCACAGGGACAUAUCUUGGCAGAAAAGACUUAGAGCCAAAAGAGCCAGAAAAUGUAACGCAGCCAGAGUUUGAUUUAAAUUUGUCAAAAAGAGAUGAUUUCCAGGGAAAAGAAGCAGAGGUAGAUAAGGAAGUGGGAAAGGCUUCUGCCACCUUGACAGCCUUAGAAGUUUGUACACCAGAGGAAGAUGUGAAAGUGAAGAAAUCAUGGUUUUCUUUACCAAGAUUCUCAUUUUCAAAACAAAGUGUAAAAGAGACUGGUUAUAAAUCUCCCGAAAUGGAGACAAAAAUGGUGCUGAAUGUUGCUGUGGGAUCUGGAAUAGAGACCAAUGUCUUGGCCUCUCCAAUCGUCACUGAGGAGGUUGAGAAACAGGACAAAGAGAUAAAAACUUGGGAACAAACCAUUCCAUUGGGUAUUAAGGUUACAAGCCAGGAUAAGGAGACAAGGGAUCUGAACGCUGAGUUACAAACUAGUAAACCAAAGUGUCAAGAUGAUAUUAUGUUUCCAAGCCAUGAUAUAAAAACAGUAGCUCCAAACGCUGAUUCUCAAAAUCCGGAUACUGUCAGUCCAGUUAAUGGCUCACCAAGCAAAUUCAAACUUCCUUCAUUUAAGAUGCCAACACUCAGCUUUUCCAAAGCUAAACCUGAAGAUGAAUACUUACCUGUUGAUACAGUGUGCAAAGAUGAUCAAUUAGAAACCAAAGCUGAACCUCAGGAACUAGUUAAAUUUAUAGAUGAUGAAUCUAAUGUUUCAUCUCCAGAAGAAAUGGAAAGAAAUCCUCCCCCCUCAAAUGAGGAAAUAUCUCUCACAAACAAAGACGUUAUUAAAUCCCAACCAAAAAUACAAAACUACACUCUACCAAAUCCCGAGCCAGUUGGUCUGUUCAAGUUCCCCAGGUUUGGAUUUUCCACUCCUCCGGGGAGGAGCCCCGAGAGCCUGGAUGAGGAUCUGAGCACAGCCGGCUCUAUUCAGUCCUCUGAUGCCUUCGCCGACGCCAGCUCUACGGCCACGAGUGAGCACACAGGUGUGUCCUUCACAUCCCCAUCCAAGGUCACUGUCACAUACAGUGGACCUGAUUCUGCUGUGGAACUGGGUGCUCUUCACAGCACCAUCAUCACCUCCACAACUAGGAGUGCGCAGAUCUCAUUUGAACCCAACCUUCCAGAGAUGUUCACCAUCCUGUCUUCAGGAGUUUCCUCUUCUUCUGUGGACACUCUCAAGUUGGAGUCUGAUCAAAUUCAUGUCAUCAGGUCCAAUAUCCAGGCGACACCACAAGUGCAGAAAAGCACAAUUCUCACCAACUUCAAUGUCCAAUCCCCUUUGGAGAUGUCCAAGAACCCUGAGUUCAGAGAGGCUACGUCGUGGUUUGAAGGAGCGCCCCAAGAACACUCAGGCGUCGCCAGCGUGGAGAGACACAUCACCAGGGAAGUCUCCAGCCAGGAAAUGAGGACUCUGAGCAGGGGAACGGUGGUCAUAACCCAGCAGCUGACCGUAUCGGGGGACCAAGUGGAACCCAUCGCAGAGGAUACGGCUGGCUCCGUAAAGCGGCUAAGAGACACAGUUCACUCAGAGAAGAUGAGGUUUUUUGAAGGAGCUCACUCAUAAGGAGAUAUGUUAGUAGCUAACCGUUUACCUUGGCAGCAGAGGAGCAAACAGGAUCAUCAGAAAGGCUCAAAUACAGAAGUUCUACGUUGGUUUGUGUACUUCAAUCUGUUCAAUGUCUUAAUCUGAGAGAAUAUCAUAGAUAAUCAAAGUCAUAGACCUGAAAAUAGAAUGACUCAUAAAGUGCACUUGCAUCACAAUAAAGGUGUAAAUAUACAUUGUACUCAAGUGCUUUUCCAGCAGAAUCUCUAUAAUAUCUCUAUCUAAUGAUUGCAGAAAUAUAAUAAUCGUAACAAUGUUUAUUAGAUCACUGUGAAUUAUGCUCGGACCACGCCUAAAUUGCAUACGUGUUUGGCAAGAUGUACGCAUUAAAGAUAAUUAAAUAGCUUUAAUAGCUUCAGUAAAAUACUUAAUAAUUACAAUGUUGCUUCAUGUUCUUAAUCUAAAGUUAAUUUGCCUUAAUCAUUUUUUUUCAGUUUUACAUGUAACCCUUUUAAUAAACAUUGGAGUUUAUUUUUGUUUACUUUUCAUUUUUACUUUGAUAUGGGUUAUAUCAACGUGUCGCAAAGUAAUAUUCAAUAAAUGAAUGAACGGUU